GGCAGGGCGGGGAGGGGAGGGGAGGGUAGAGCAGAGGAGAAAACCUGAGGGGAGAGCAGCGGAGGAGCGAAGAGGAGUGCGGCACGCAAGCCGGACGCCGCUUGGCCUCGGCCGCAGGCUGCUGCCGCUGCUGCUGCGGCCGCCGUGCCGGUGACUGUCCACUGCCCGCUGGGAGAAGAUUAAAGGACUUACCUGAAGACAAAAUAUUCUAUUCAUCAGAGACAGAACAAAAGUUAUUCUUGCUAUUGGCAAUUAAAGAUGAUGUUGUCUUGGCAACAAUUGAUCCUGCUUUCAUUCAUUGGCUCCUUGAGAGGUGAUGUUACUUUACAAGGUCCGGUGUUCAUUAGAGAGCCGAGCAACAGCAUUUUCCCAGUUGAUUCCGAGGAGAAAAAAGUUACUUUGAAUUGUGAAGCCAAAGGCAACCCAUCACCUCAUUACAGAUGGCAGCUCAAUGGAAGUGACAUUGACCUAAGUAUGGAAUAUCGUUAUAAACUCAAUGGAGGAAAUCUUGUGGUGAUUAAUCCAAACAGAAAUCGAGACACUGGUAUUUACCAAUGUUUUGCAUCAAAUUCUCUUGGAACAGUUGUCAGUAAAGAAGCAAAACUCCAGUUUGCCUAUCUUGAAAAUUUUAAAACUAAAAUGAGAAGUACAGUAUCGGUCCGAGAAGGACAGGGAGUCGUGCUGCUUUGUGGUCCCCCCCCUCACUCUGGAGAGCUUUCAUAUGCUUGGAUCUUCAAUGAAUACCCAUCAUUUGUGCAAGAAGAUAGGCGGCGAUUUGUUUCUCAGGAGACAGGACACCUGUACAUAGCCAAAGUGGAACCAUCUGAUGUGGGAAAUUACACCUGUGUUGUGACUAGUACUGUUACAAACAACAGAGUACUAGGUUCUCCCACUCCUUUGGUGUUACGCACAGACGGUGUGAUGGGUGAAUAUGAACCCAAAAUAGAAGUCCAAUUUCCAGAAACUCUUCCAGCAGCCAAGGGUUCAACUGUGAAAUUGGAAUGCUUUGCUCUUGGAAAUCCAGUACCUCAGAUCAACUGGAGAAGAAGUGAUGGAUUACCAUUUUCCAGUAAAAUUAAAAUGAAGAAAUCAAAUGGCAUGCUAGAAAUCCCAAAUUUCCAGCAGGAAGAUUCUGGUUUAUAUGAAUGUAUUGCUGAAAAUUCAAGGGGAAAAAAUGUUGCUAGAGGGCGUCUCACUUAUUAUGCAAAACCUCACUGGGUUCAGAUGAUAAAAGAUGUAGAAGCUGCUGUGGAGGACAACCUAUACUGGGAAUGCCGGGCAAGCGGUAAACCGAAGCCAUCCUACAGAUGGCUGAAGAACGGAGAUGGCCUGGUGAUAGAGGAGAGAGUGCAACUAGAAAAUGGGGCCCUUUCAAUAAGCUUUCUAAAUGUGAAUGAUUCUGGCAUGUAUCAAUGCAUAGCAGAAAACAAACAUGGACUCAUUUAUUCAAGCGCAGAACUCAAAGUUGUUGCAUCUGCUCCAGACUUUUCUAAGAAUCCAAUGAAGAAACUGAUUCAGGUUCAAAUAGGCAGUCUGGUUAUAUUUGAUUGUAAACCAAAGGCAUCUCCCAAGGCACAUUGCUCUUGGAAGAAAGGCGAUGAGGUCCUGCAAUCAAGUGAAAGGAUAACUAUUUUGAAGGAUGGAGAACUCCAAAUAGCCAAUGUGACUAAAUUGGAUGUUGGAACAUAUACUUGUCUGGCUGAGAACCAGUUUGGGAAAGCAAGCAGUUCCACAAACUUAAUAGUUACAGAACCCACAAGAAUAACAUUGGCCCCAUCCAAUAUGGAUGUUUCUGUUGGAGAAAGUGUAAUCCUGCCUUGUCAAGUUCAACAUGAUCCCCUUUUAGAUAUUGUGUUUACUUGGUAUUUUAAUGGAGCCAUCACAGAUUUUAAAAAGGAUGGAUCUCAUUUUGAGAAAGUAGGUGGGAGUUCUUCGGGUGAUUUGAUGAUUCGGAACAUUCAGCUAAAACAUAGUGGGAAAUAUGUUUGUAUGGUACAAACAGAAGUCGACAGUGUUUCAUCUGCAGCAGAACUGAUAGUAAGAGGUUCUCCUGGGCCACCAGAAAGUGUAAAGGUAGAUGAAAUAACAGACACUACAGCCCAGCUGUCCUGGAAAGAAGGCACAGACAACCAUAGCCCAGUCACAUCCUAUGUCAUUCAAGCUCGGACACCUUUCUCAGUGGGCUGGCAAAUAGUGACAACAGUGCCUGAUGUCAUCGAUGGAAAAACAUUCACAGCCACAGUAGUAGACCUAAAUCCUUGGGUGGAAUAUGAAUUCCGUGUUGUAGCCAAUAACAAAAUUGGAGGUGGGGAACCAAGUUUGCCCUCAGAAAAAGUAAGAACUGAAGAGGCAGUUCCAGAAGUACCCCCUUCAGAAGUAAGUGGGGGAGGUGGCAGUCGGUCGGAACUGGUUAUAACUUGGGAUCCAGUCCCUGAGGAAUUACAGAAUGGUGAAGGUUUUGGCUAUGUGGUCGCCUUCAGACCUCUUGGGGUUACCACGUGGAUCCAGACGGUGGUUACAUCUCCCGAUACACCAAGAUAUGUCUUUAGGAAUGAAAGUAUUCUCUCUUUUUCACCCUAUGAAGUAAAAGUUGGUGUGUAUAAUAACAAAGGCGAAGGGCCAUUCAGCCCAGUAACAACUGUUUUCUCUGCAGAGGAAGAACCUACGGUAGCUCCAUCUCAUGUGUUGGCCAAUAGUCUCUCAUCAUCAAUAAUUGAAGUUUCAUGGGAUGCCAUUCCUUGGAAAAUGAGCAGUGGACGACUACUGGGUUAUGAGGUAAUCCCUUUUUAUACACAACCACUCAUUCAUGUAUAUAUGUAUUUUAUAAUGCUAAUAAUGUAUGUUUGAUGACUUUUAGUAACUACAUAUUUUAUGCCAACAU
This is a messenger RNA of Sarcophilus harrisii (Tasmanian devil), 2881 nucleotides long. Its product is annotated as contactin-3. The coding region runs from base 259 to 2847 and encodes 862 amino acids. Lineage: Eukaryota; Metazoa; Chordata; Mammalia; Dasyuromorphia; Dasyuridae. The transcript has 19 exons. The record is from RefSeq and is a predicted model, not a curated record. Gene Ontology annotation, biological process: brain development; cell-cell adhesion. Gene Ontology annotation, molecular function: cell-cell adhesion mediator activity.